GCCAUUUUGGGGGCCUACCUGACGGUGGGCCUCGUUUGGAAGGAGCGUUUCAGGAACAUCAAAGGUUCAACAUGAAUGAAGAACCAAACUGCAGUAGAGUUGAGGAAGUAGUCGGAAGCUAUGUGGAAGACCCUUUAACAUUUUGGGCCCAGAACUCCACUAAAAAUCAGGAGCUCCUGAAGUUAAGUUGUACACUGGCUGAAGUUUGCCCACAGUCAAACUCAGUUUUUGGGGUUCCCAACUUGAGCAAGAUUUAUGGUGGUCGGUUUUCUGAAGACAAAUGUUGGUACAGAUGCAAAGUGCAAAAAACGAUCAGUGAUGAAAAGUGUCUGGUAACCUACAUCGACUAUGGCAAUAAGGAGAUCCUAAGUCGAUCCCAAAUAGUGGAGCUUCCUAUGAGUCUACAGUUUCCUAAUGUUGCCAAAAGGUACCGACUAUGGGGACUUCAGAUCCCAGCUGACCAAAAUGUGGUACAGUUAGACCAGGGAAGAAAAUUUUUGGGGAAUUUGAUUUUUGAAAAAGGAAUCAGAGUGCACCAUAAAGCGACAUACCAGGAUGGCACUAUUUCUGCUCAGGCACGGUUUGACAACGUGGAUAUUGGGGAAGAGGUGGCUAAAAAAGGAUAUGCCGAAAGGUGUGUGCCCUCUUCCAGCCUGAGCGGUUGUGAAGAGAAGAGAAUGGAUAAUGGUUCCUUCAUGGCCAGAAGCAUCAAAAGUCCAAUCCCUCUUUGGGGACAAAGACCCAACCCAUCGGUGUUCAGCAAAACGAAAGGACGACACAGUGGGCGAAUGACUCUCGACUCCAGGACUGAGCAUCCUUCAGGAAAUCACGCAGCGUUUCCAAAGGAUAAGUUGACUCUUGGUGACUUCAGUCUAGGGUCAAAUGUCAGCCUGGAAAAGAUCAAACAGGACCAGAAACUGAUUGAGGAAAAUGAAAAGCUUAAACUGGAGAAAGAAGUUCUUCUUGGGAAUUACAAGAAACUGGAAUUGGAAGUUGAACAAGCUGCUCUGAAACUGCAGCAAGAGAAAGAAAAAUCCAUGAAAUCCCUGGAACAUUUAGAAAACUCUCUCCAAACAUAUGUUGGAACCAAAAUGAAAACCCUGGCUUCUAAGGUUGAAAUCCUGAAAGAAGUUAGGCAAGCAAAAGUCAGCUUUCAUUUUGGAGAUGAUCUGUUGGAUGCUGUGAAGGUAGUAACUGAAGGAUGCCUUACUAUGCCAUCUUCCUUGAAUGAUCUGGAGAAGAUUUGGGUAGAAUAUAAUUUGGCUCAAGAGAAGAUUCAGUCUUGCCAAAGUGCGGAGGAAGGAAAAGACUUGAUUGCAAGAAGAAAUGAAGUGCGACAGAAACUGUACAAUGCAGUAGAAGUGUUUGUUCUGGAAGUGGAUGAGUUAUCUCUUAGUCAGCGCUUGAAAACUUUGAAGCAAUUGUCUGGCUCCUUAGAGGCAGCCUAUGGGGAAGCGGAGGAAGUGCCAGACUCAAGUGAAAUAUUUCAACAGUUUUAUGAUUGGAAGCAUGGUAAACAAGAGGAAUUUAAUUGUAUCCGAACCGGAACAGAUGCUUCUCUACAAAUCCUCGUGGUGUGGUUCAGUAACAUCAUAAAGGUUUUUGAUCCUGCUGCAGAAAUGUCACUGUGUUCUGAAGAAUUAGUUGGAAAUGUCGAUGAAAUUCUUGAGAAGAUUGAGUUGAAUGUUAGCAAAGAAUUGGAAGUCUCUCUGGUCGAGCAAGAGGAUGCAGACAAGGAAAUAAUCUUAAGUACAUAUAAUCAAGUUCAACAGAAGAUCCAUUCAGAGGAGAAGCUUAUAAAGAUAGUGCUUUCUAAGUACGGGUCCAGUAUUGAGUUUAAGCAGCAGACUGGAGAGUGGCUAAAUGAAAACCCCAAUGUGGACCAUCUGUUAUCUAUUAAGAAGACCCUGAAAAGCUUAAAGGCUCAGCUGAGAUGGAAGUUGGUUGAAAAGAGCAACCUGGAGGAGUCUGAUGAAGUCAGUGAAUCUGAAAUUUCAAAAGUAAAGGAUGAAAUCAUUGGGCUGAGAGAUGACAUCUUUCAGAAAAUUUACAGGGAACAAGAAGAAUAUGAGAAACUGAACAACCUAGUGCAGAAUUUAUUCCCUGAGCUGCCUCUACUGCACCCAGAAGCAGGGAUACUCAAGUACAUGAACUCCAGUGGGCUUCUGACUCUUAGCCUGGAACGAGACCUUCUAGACACUCACCCCAUGAGGAAGCUCAGCAGCAAACGUCCUUUAGUGUGUUCCCAAGUGGAUGGGCAGAAGGUCCUCCUAAAGGCCUAUCCGAUAGAUGUUGAGACAGAGCCAAAGAUAAUAAAAAGAGCAGCCAGGUAUCACAGAGCUUGGAAAGAGGCUAAGGAGGAAUCUGGAUUAUUGCCAUUGAAAUUCCUGUUUUUGUGUAAGUCUGAUCCUUUGGCUUAUCUGAUCAUUCCAUAUUAUCCCGAAGCAAGUCUAAGUGUGAUUCAGUCCAGUGCCCCUUUAACUUCAGAAGAAGUUUUAAAAGUGAUGAGAGGGGUCGCUUGUGGUCUUCAUACUCUGCACAAGGCAAACAUUGUCCAUGGAGCGCUGCAUCAGAACAAUGUAUUUGCUUUGAACCGCGAGCAAGGAGUCGUGGGAGAUUUUGACUUCACCAAAUCAGUGAAUCAACGUGCCUCUAUGAAUUCCAUGGUAGUUGGUGGAAUGAACUUGAUUGCUCCAGAAUUAAAACUGGGACAGCCAGCUUCUCCAUCUUCAGACAUGUAUGCCUAUGGUUGUCUUUUUCUGUGGCUUUGUGCCCAGAAUGAAAAAUUUGAAACCAAUGAGGACGGGGUCCCCGAAGUGGAUGAACUUCACCUGGAUGAUGGUGUCAAGUCCCUGCUAUCCAGCUUGAUUUGCAGUAGAAAUUCAGUGACAGCCGAGCAGGUCCUCAGUGCCGAGUGCUUCUUGCACCUUAAGAUGACGGUGAGUCCAGACUCAAAGAAAGGUUCUCUAUGCGACGAGGAAAAGGAGCCUGAAGAGAAACCUCCUCAACCUUGCGAUGGAAAGGCAAAGAAUGAGAAAGCUGUUCCAAUCAGUAGGGCCUAAUCUUCCCGUGAACCUCAAGUUUCUUUUUCAUUUGUUUAGAAUGUGUUAAGGUUACUAAAAGGAAGUGGAAAGCGGAUCGAGUUCCAGAAAGGAUUGCUAUCCUUAGUUAUUAGUGCUGUAGAGAUAAA
Molecule: messenger RNA, 3190 nt
Organism: Tachyglossus aculeatus (Australian echidna)
Lineage: Eukaryota; Metazoa; Chordata; Mammalia; Monotremata; Tachyglossidae
Gene: STK31
Product: serine/threonine kinase 31
Exons: 24
Coding region: 72-3062 (996 amino acids)
Biological process (GO): protein phosphorylation
Molecular function (GO): protein kinase activity; ATP binding
Source: RefSeq, a predicted model, not a curated record